Cyphellophora attinorum is the source of this 1476-nucleotide messenger RNA. Its product is annotated as Aspartyl aminopeptidase. Gene Ontology annotation, biological process: proteolysis. Gene Ontology annotation, molecular function: zinc ion binding; metalloaminopeptidase activity. The record is from RefSeq and is a predicted model, not a curated record. Gene Ontology annotation, cellular component: fungal-type vacuole. The coding region runs from base 1 to 1476 and encodes 491 amino acids. NCBI's taxonomy places the organism in Eukaryota, Fungi, Ascomycota, Eurotiomycetes, Chaetothyriales, Cyphellophoraceae. The transcript has 4 exons.
AUGGCUCCCAUUACCACGAAGAUGGCUGCGAACGAUUUCCUUGACUUCGUAAAUGCGUCGCCCACACCUUAUCAUGCCGUGAGAUCGGUCAAGGCCAAGCUGAGCAAGGCAGGCUUCACAGAGAUCAAAAUCGUAGGAGAAAGAGUCAUGGGCAUCGACCUGCCAGCCAGGCGGAAAGUACUACCUGACGAGGAAUGGCUCUACGAUCGUGGCUUUCGCUAUCGGAAAGAAAUGGAGGCCGGGCAACGCCAUUGCAUGAUUGGCGCCCAUACGGACUCGCCAUGCCUGAAGAUCAAGCCAGUCAGCAAGAAGCAAGGAGAUGGUUUUAUUCAGGUUGGCGUGGAGACGUAUGGCGGUGGUCUGUGGCACACCUGGUUCGACCGCGACCUGGGUCUUGCUGGACGAGCUAUGGUGAGAGGAAAGGACGGCAACGUCGUUCAGAAGCUCGUCCACAUUCACAAGCCUCUCCUUCGUAUUCCUACUCUUGCCAUCCAUCUCGAUCGCCAGGAGAAGUUCGAGUUCAACAAGGAGACUCAACUGUUUCCCAUCGCCGGUCUGAUCACAGCAGAGCUGAAGAGAGUGGAGAAGAAUAAGGGUAAUGCUGUUGAGGAGCCAGAGGCGGACGACAAGCCUUUCAGUCCCCUCAAGACCAUCACGACAAGACAUCACUCUCACAUUGUUGAGCUUAUCGCAGCAGAUGCUGGUGUGGAGGCCGCAGAUGUGGUGGACUUCGAGAUUGUGCUCUACGACACCCAGAAAGCGUGCCUGGGCGGCUUGACGGACGAAUUCAUCUUCUCGGCUCGACUUGAUAACUUAAACCAGACCUAUUGCGCCACCGAAGGUCUUAUUCAGUCGAUACGGGCAAAGAACGCCCUCGACGACGAGUCCCAGGGGGCCUUUGGCAUGAUGCUUCCAGGCAUCUUGCGCAGAAUCUCGGUCUUGCCCUCAUCAUCCUUCGCCGAUGAGUCGUCAGAAAAGUCGUACGACAAGACCACUGAGCCCGAUCUGUCCACGUCCUUCGAACAGAGCAUGUCCAGCUCUUUUCUACUCUCCGCCGACAUGGCUCACUCGGUCAAUCCGAACUAUGGCGGCAAAUACGAAUCCGAUCACCGCCCGGAAAUAAACAAAGGGCCUGUCAUCAAAGUCAACGCUAACGCGAGGUACGCGACCAAUUCACCAGGUAUUGUGCUUCUGCAGGAGGUGGCACGGAAAGCAGCCAAAAUUACAGAUGACGAUGCAGAGGGCGUGCCUCUGCAGCUUUUCGUGGUCAGAAAUGACUCGAGCUGUGGUAGCACGAUCGGACCAAUGCUUUCUGCUCAUCUAGGCGCAAGGACACUGGAUCUGGGCAAUCCUCAGUUGUCUAUGCAUUCAUGCCGUGAGACCGGUGGUGCAGAUGAUGUCCAUCAUGCCGUCAGACUCUUCAGCAGCUUUUUCCAGCACUAUUCGGCGCUUGAGAAGACGAUACUGGUCGAUUGA